GAGUCUAAAGUGAUGGAGUCUGCUGUCCUGUAUACUUGUGCAGAAAUGGGCAUAAUCCAUCGUCUCGGCCGACAAUUUCCUGCUCCUCAUCAUUUGGUCUUCAUCGAAGAAAUAAUGUCUCACAAAAACACAAGCCUUGCACUCGAAAAAAAUCCAUUAGAAACCACGGAUUUUGAGGAAAAUGGAUUAAAAUCAUUGGUCAAUCUUCAAGAGUUUUUCCGAAGACUGCACAACGUCAUUGAGCGAGGAUCCUUUAUGUCAGCUGCUAUUCGGAUGGAUGUUCAGGUCUCAACUCGUGUUCUCGACACUGCUCCAAAAGUCACUUACAACAUGUCAUUAAGCACACAAAACUGGGACAAAAAGCUGGAAGUGGCUCCGGCGGUGGUGAACAAACUUCUCGAUGAUUUACAGAAGGCGAAGCUUGCAUUCCGUCAAGUGGAAUAUGCUGGUGAUCCGUUGGUCGAAGAAGAAAGUACUUCAAAUUAGGCUAUGAACCGCAAUUAUCAUUUUGUCUUAAUUUUAUUCUUAUUUACAUUCCAUAAUCGUUAGUUAAUUCACGGGUACCUAUUCAAAUUAAAUUAGUUUUUUUAAUGUAUAUUUAGACAUUACCCUAGCAAUGCUGUGAUUAUCAGACUUUUCACUUGAUUUUCAAAAUGUGAUUAAAUUAUUUUA
Messenger RNA from Caenorhabditis elegans, 672 nucleotides. RefSeq names its product COMM domain-containing protein (gene F59D12.5). NCBI's taxonomy places the organism in Eukaryota, Metazoa, Nematoda, Chromadorea, Rhabditida, Rhabditidae. The transcript has 4 exons. The record is from RefSeq and is marked reviewed. Bases 13 to 486 code for a protein of 157 amino acids.